GGGCGGACAUCUUUCCAGCACCAGACACCCCGCCCCCUUGGACAUGUCUGACCCUGGACCCAUUUCCCUGCGCCUAUGCAAGGUGCUCUGCUCCAAUGGGGGCAGUAUGGAGCUGGGGCAUUUGGCCCGUGCCCUGCAGCUGAGCUCAAAGAAGUUUUCCAAGCUGAUGGAUUUGGAGAAAGGUCGGACCCUGGUGGUCAGAAAUCAGGAUGGCAAUGAGAUGGUGGUAUACACCAGUCAGCUGCGCAUGUGUGCCGACCGGAACCAGGAGUGUACGGGCGACUGCGGGAAACUCCACUUGUGCCGCUUUUUCAUUCUGGGCGGCUGCAGCAGGCCGCGCUGUAAGUUCGACCAUAGCAUCGAUACCGAUAAAGCUGCAAAGGUGUUGAAGAAGCACCAUCUGGACGGAGUGACCAUAACAGAACUGCGCUACCUUCUCUUACAGAAUGACCCCACUCUGCUGCCCGAUGUCUGUUUACAUUACAAUCGUGGGGAGGGUCCUUAUGGCUCCUGCACCUACAAAACCACCUGCAACAAGCUGCACCUUUGCCAGCACCUCCUGCAGGGCGACUGCAAGUUUGGAAGUAAAUGUAAGAGGUCACAUGACCUCAGCGACGACGAUACGGUGCGGAGGAUGACCAAAUGGGGGUUGGCCGCCAGCCUUGUUCCGCAAAUCCUGGAGUUGUACCUGAAUGCCAGUGCCAUAAAAAACAAUGCCAAUGCUACCCCAAUGGCAGAGCCUAAGUCUCCUGUGAGAAAAGACAGGCCAGCAGUCCAGAGAUCUGCCAGUUCUCAGCCCGUGGAAGAGAUUUGUCUCUACUUCAUCUUAAACAGCUGCAGCUUCAAAGAACGAUGUGUGAGGGAUCAUUAUAACCUCCCAUACAGAUGGCAGGUGUGUAUCGAUGAUACCUGGACGGACUUUCCAGACAUAGAGGCGAUUGAGCGCUCCUACUGCGAUCCCAACAGCAGGACUGUAGUGAAGGACCUGAACUAUGACACCAUGAUGCUUAAAUCCCGUAAGGUGAGGCGACUCUCCACUCCGUCUUCUGCCUCCAAACCUCCCCACUUCAUCCUCACCACUGAAUGGCUGUGGUACUGGAAGGACGAAUAUAACAGAUGGAUAGAAUAUGGCCAAGAGAAGGAGGCUCACAGCUCCGCCACCAUAACCAGCAGCGACAUUGAGACGGUCUUCCUGUCUGACGAGAACGCCAGCGUCCAGUUCAAAGCCGGGAAACAAAGCUAUGUGCUCAGUUUUAAAGAGAUGAUGCAGAGGAACGUCCGUUUUGGUACAGAGCGGCCCGUGUGCCGGAGGCCCAAGUUUGUGUCUGCAGAGGAGGUGCCGAAACUGAAGAAGAGGAAGUUGGAGCCGUCCAAAACUGGCGACAAGUCAACCCCGGCACACUGGGAUGAGGGACAGGUUCCCGAGGUUGGGUACAAGCUCGUCCAGCUUCCUGCGUCCUCAGAGGAGUACAAGACGAUACAGACCAUGUUUCAGCGCACAGUUCCCGACACCCAGAUACAGAGCGUCGAGCGCAUCCAGAAUCUGGCACUGUGGGAGGUCUAUCAGUGGCAGAAGGAGCAGAUGAAGAAGCGCGAUGGUGGUAAGGAGGUGGACGAGCGCAAAGUGUUCCAUGGCACCAGCUCCAGUCUGGUCGAUGCCAUCUGCCAACACAACUUCGAUUGGCGCAUCUGUGGGACGCACGGCACAUCGUACGGUAAAGGCAGUUACUUUGCCAGAGAUGCCGCCUACUCGCACCGGUACUGUACUAACGCAAAUUCCGGGCAGUACGUCAUGUUCGUGGCCCGGACCCUGGUGGGCGAUUUCAUCCGCGGCUCGUCCUCUUACCUCCGCCCGCCAGCAAAAUCCCCCUCUGGAUCCAGCUUCUAUGACAGCUGCGUGGACAGCGAGAGCAAUCCCUCCAUAUUUGUCAUCUUCGAGAAGCUCCAGAUCUACCCCGAAUACCUGAUCCGCUACACCGAGAAGCCGGCCGACCUGCAGGCGAUGUUAGCCGCGCUACGCUAUCGGUAGGAGAGGAGGCGGAGUCUGGAGGACUUCCUGCUGUUUUACGCUCAUUGACAUCAUGUCAUAAACGCACGCUUCCAUUUUAGGUUUCAGUAGUUUUGUAUAAAAU
Nanorana parkeri is the source of this 2132-nucleotide messenger RNA. RefSeq names its product poly [ADP-ribose] polymerase 12-like. The transcript is spliced from 12 exons. Gene Ontology annotation, molecular function: NAD+ poly-ADP-ribosyltransferase activity; metal ion binding. Bases 44 to 2029 code for a protein of 661 amino acids. The record is from RefSeq and is a predicted model, not a curated record. Lineage: Eukaryota; Metazoa; Chordata; Amphibia; Anura; Dicroglossidae.